AUGAAGUUCUGUCCGAACGCUGUCGCGCUGCUAAGCGUCUUUCAGGACGUCUGUCCUGUCACCAAAUCAACCUGCUGCACUGCCCUCUACAAUUCCCCGCUUUCCAACCGUCUCAUUCUUCCUGACUCCCCCCUCUACGAAGCCGCGGUGAAUAACCAUUUCGCGACAAACGCGCCUCUCUAUCCUGCUUGUCUUUUACAGCCUGAAUCUGUGGAAGAUGUCUCGCGAGCAGUCUCGCUCCUCGUCGAGACGGACGAUGGUUCCCCUCAAUGCCAGUUUGCUGUUCGAAGUGGAGGUCACGCAACGUGGGCGGGUGCAUCUGGGACUCGAGACGGAGUUACAAUCGAUUUGUCCAGGAUGAAUUCGACAAUCUACAAUGAGAAUAACUCCACUGCAUCGAUCAUGGCCGGAGCGCGAUGGGGAUCGGUUUAUAAAACACUAAAGCCAUAUGGAGUUGCGGUGACAGGAGGUCGGGAUGAUACUCUAGGUGUUGGGGGAAUUCUGAUGGGAGGAGGAUUCUCUUUCUUUGCGGCUCGGUAUGGUCUCCUGUGUGACAAUGUAGAAAACUACGAGGUUGUUCUGGCUAAUGGUGAAAUCGUCAACGCAAACCUCGAAUCAAGCCCCGACCUCUUCAGAGCGCUCAAGGGAGGAUCCAACAACUUCGGAAUUAUAACCAAGAUCGACCUCCGAACUUUUAAGCAAGGUGAUCUCUGGGGAGGAAUCAUCGCACAUGAUCUCUCAACUACUUCACAGCAAAUAUCCGCUCUUGUCAACUUCACAAACAACGUCGCCGAUGACCCUCAUGCCUCCCUCGUCAGCAUCUGGCAGUACUCCUCGACUCUAGGUAAAAUAGCUGCCAGCGGAAUGCAGUAUACAAAGCCAGUCAAGAGACCGGCUGCAUACCGCGAGUUUCUUCAAAUCCCGAGUGUUGCAAAUACCUUUCGAUUCACCGAUAUCUUCGAUCUGAUGAAAGAGACCGCACCACCCGGUGGAAAUCGUAUUCGUUUGUUAACUCUGACUUUUGGGAAUGACGAGCGGGUUUUGCGGAAGCUCCUUGAUGUUCAGGAUGAGUUGGUCGAGGAGGUCAAGGCUAAGGUACACAGUAAGGGGUGGGACGUUGUUAGUUUCUUGCAACCGCUGCCUAAGCUUAUUGGAGAGUUCAGUGAGAGGAAUGGUGGAAAUGUACUUCCGCUGAAUCGGAUGGAUAAGAACCAUCUCUUAUACCUCUCCUACAUUUCCUGGGAUGAUAGCGCCGACGAUGCCCUCUUCCGCGACACCGGCGACAGGCUAAUCAGCCGAGUCAGCGAAUACGCCAAAUCCAUCAACGAAGACAAUGGCUUCAUCUACAUGAACUACGCAGACAAAGUCCAAAAUCCACUUCGCAGCUACGGAGAAGAAAAUCUUCAACACAUACUGCGCGUGGCCAGAAAAUACGACCCAACUGGGGUAUUCCAGGUUCAGGUACCAGGGGGGUACAAAGCGAGUGCGGCAUGA
This is a messenger RNA of Aspergillus wentii DTO 134E9, 1494 nucleotides long. RefSeq names its product FAD-binding oxidoreductase. Gene Ontology annotation, molecular function: FAD binding. The coding region runs from base 1 to 1494 and encodes 497 amino acids. The record is from RefSeq and is a predicted model, not a curated record. Lineage: Eukaryota; Fungi; Ascomycota; Eurotiomycetes; Eurotiales; Aspergillaceae. The transcript is spliced from 5 exons.